This is a messenger RNA of Symbiodinium sp. CCMP2456, 4840 nucleotides long. NCBI's taxonomy places the organism in Eukaryota, Dinophyceae, Suessiales, Symbiodiniaceae. The record is from the annotation of a GenBank genome assembly.
AUCUACCAUGGCCGCGGGAGCUUUGAAUCGCGACGACAUCCUCCGGCUUCUUACCAACGCGCCGGAGGGCAGGCCCCUGCCUUUGGUUUAUCUGCUGGACGACGACGUGAAUCCUUCGAUGAGGGUGACGGCCUUCCUCUUGAAGCACCGGGCCGGUGGCUUCAUGGUCGCCCUGCCCAACACUCAUGCGGUGUCUGGCAUUGUGACGGGCUUGUCCGAGGACGGUGCGGAUCAGCCCUUUGGCUUUACCGAGGCCGAGGUCGCUUGCGAGACGCCUCGGCGACGACCCGUGGGCUCCGUCUCCGUGCUUCUGGUCGAUGUGCCUUGGUCGGGUCUCGAUCUGUUUCGCCGAGGCUCUUCCCUUCGCUCGAGCUCCCUGCAGCUGAUUUCGAUUCUCUCUGGUGGUGCUGUGGUCAGGCCAAUCCUGGCUGCCGCCCUUGCUGCCGCCGACGCUUGGAUCAACCAGGCCAUGGCCGAGCCGGAGCUUCAGGAAUCUAUGGGGGAAUAUGCGACGGCGGCCGAAGAAGCCGCCGAGGACGAGGUGGAUGGCGAGGGCGAGAACGAGGGCGAGGAACCGGAGCCCAACGAGGAGUUAGCUCGGCUUCGGGCCCAUAUUUUGGAACGGGCUGCUCAAAGCCAUCCUCCUCCCACCGGCGUGGGUCGCGCUUCGGGGGCUCACGGGCGCCGUGGUGCUCGACAUCUUUUCCCGGCCGGGGCUGGUACCGGGCUUUCUGGUGGGGACUUGGAGCACCUUCGCGCCGCAGCCGGGGCGCCGCCGCCGAGAAUUGCUCAGCACGAGCGGGCUCCCCGCGAGGCGGCGGUGCAGCAAGCCGACGACCUCCUCGCCGAGUUGGACUUGGAAGCCGCCCAGGACGAGCCCGCCGCUGGCUCAACGGAUCCUCUGCUUCACAGGUUGCUGCUCAUCCAGACCCGCAUGCUGAAUCAGCUUACUGCGAGUCGUCCCCAGGGGCCCUUGGAAUCUGCGCUGGCUUCAGGAGGAGCCAAAGACGACGGCAACUUGAACGCUCGCGGCAGUGCGGCUCGGGAUGCCUACGUCCGCCUGCUCAAGGACAGUGUGCAGGUGUCGUCGCAGAUCCGACGAUUGGUGGCAGAGGACCUCGGGGAGUCCGUGGAGGAUCCGCCUGCGACCUUAGCUUUGGUGGGGUCGUUCGCGGCUCAUGCCUGGCAGCGGGCCCGGGAAACCGACAACGGCGAUAUGGAAGCCUGGUUCGCGAGGUUGAUCUUGUUUGUCGAUCAGGCUGGGACCGAGAACGGAAGGUCUCAACUCGCGUGGUUGUUGUCCGGCCUGCCGGGGCCAAGCUGGUCCACUAUGAUGCGCCGCAAGAGCGGCAUCAAGCCGUUUGCCAAGAGCUGCCCGUCCCUGUGGGCUUCAGCCAACCUGGCGUAUCUUCGCGUUCGCGAGAUGGACUGGCUGUCCAGCAAGAUUUCCAGCAGCGGCGGCGGCGAUCCUCCGAAGGAUGGUGGAAAGGACGCAGCCGCAACCGAGGAGAACGACCCACCUCAGCGAUUUGUGGCCUGUCCCGAUGCCUUCGCGGGCUCGAUGGACGGCUCAUGCUGUCCCUGCACACCCCCACCAGUUGCUUGUGCUGGCGGCGCACCGGUGUCUGAUGAGCAGCACCUGGUUCUUGAGACGCUUGAACGACACAGUUUGCACUUUUUGAGAGCUGGCCCACUCAGCACCGCAUCGCUUGGACGGUCGGCCGAAAAGUACAACCUGCUCGCAAGCAUGGCCGAGGAACUGCCGCAGACCGACACCCGUCGGAUUUCGGAUGUGGACAGCAUGCUUGCCAAAUUCAUUGAUGCACUUCAGGGUGGUUGGGAUCCUUACUCCCGCCCCCGUCGUUCUACCCCUGCGCCUUCCAACAUUGCAUCGUCGACUCAGGCCGCAGCUUCUGGAGAGGCUGGCGUCAGCGCUGCAACUUCGGUCCAUUGCACCCGUGCCGAGUUACUGCGGCUUGCCGCCAAAUGGGAUCAACACAAGGACUCUGAUUUCGAUAGAUUCAUUAUCAACCCUGUGGUGGCAAACAGUAGGAGUACGCCGCUUAUCGCCGGGCUUAUCCCAGAGCUGCGUGCGUCGCCGGAGCCUCACUUCGUGACACCCAGGCAUCGGAUUGGAGUUCUGAUGCGCGUCACGUGCAUCGUUGCUCGGCCGGCUUUGGCCGUCCUGCAAAGCGUGUUGGCUGAUGUCCGCCGAACACCACGGGAUGUGAUCUUUCAGUUGGAACGUGAUUCGGUGAACGAGCUUUUCGCUCUCUGUGCCUUGGCACCUUUGUUGCAAACAGACUGGCGGGUCGACUACCCGAAUCUUCUCUUUUGCAUGGACGCUUCGCCUACGGGCGCCGGCUUAUGCGCUGCUGCGCUGCCUCGCGACGUCGUCAAAGAGCUUUGGCGCUACUCUGAGCAGAAAGGUUUUUACACAAAGCUUCUCGAGCCUGCAAGUGCUAUCCUUGCGGCUGCCGGUCUCGAUGAGGAUCCUGGUGUGGGACUUGUUGAGGAUUUGGGUGAUGCAAACGUUGCUGGAUUAAGCUUCGGCUCCGAACCGCUGCCCUUGAAGCGUCCUCUCUCGACGACUGGGGGCUUUCUGCACUUGUUUCUCCCAGGUUCUACCUGGGACCAGGCGCAUGAGGCAGCCGGCCUCGCGGCUGUCCCUUUGACCGACCCGCGCCUUCCGAACGAGCUGCACUUCACUGCUUUGUCGUCGGAUGCCGUGUUUCACGGCCUUCGGGAUCUCAUCACCAGCGGGGCGGUGUUCGAUCUACAUGUUUCUGCCCCUGCCCUCUCUUUUCUCCCGCGUGGUCGCUUCAAGGCCCGCUCUGAGGCGGAUCCUUCUGCAGCCUGCCGCGAUAGUGGGGAUUUGGCUCUGCACAACCAGUUGGCUCGCCGCCUGUGCUUCCUUUUGUGCAUUGCAGCGUCUUGCGGCGUUUACUUCAGUGUUGCACAGCCCGCCGCCAGCUUGAUGUUCCGUCUUCACUGCUUUCGUAGCCUGGUCGCCUGCGGUGCUGUGUUGUCUUACGCCUGCGCUUGUGACUUCGGCGCUCCCUUCCGACGGCCUUUGGCCCUCCUUCGCAACAAGCCUUGGCUCUUGGAGCUUGGUGAGUGGGGCGGUGUUUGUCGGUGUCCCCCUGGUGCCUCGCACUUUCCGGUCACAGGGUCCUUCUCUCACGUUUCAGCGGGGCGUUUCGAGACUCUGUGCUCCCCGUCUGCUACGGCGAUGUUUGGGCGCUCUCCUCGUGCGGGCGAGUUGGUUUCAAGCUACUGCGCCGAGUACCCGCGUCCCGAACCCUCCUUCCUUGACACCGUCGUUUUCGAGCCCAAGUCUUUUCACGACGAUCCUGAAUGGAUCGGCGAACUGGCAGACUGCUUGGAGUUCGUUGAGCUGCUUCGCUAUAAGUUCGCGGCACCGGGCCAUAUCAACGUUCUUGAAAGCCGUGCUUACAAGACUUGGAUCAAGUGGUGCGCUAAACGGCAUCCUCGAUGCCGCUUGCUUGGGCUCAUAGACAGCCGCGUUCUUUUGGGCGCGGCUGCUAAGGGCCGUUCUGCUAGCAGCGCGUUGUGCCGGGUUUUGCGCUCGACUCUUCCCUACGUUCUGGGCUCGGCCUUGUACCCCGGUGGACUUCACGUGUACUCUGCUCACAACCGCGCUGACGGGCCUUCUCGUGGUGCUCCUCCGUUGCCUCCUUCAAAGGCUUGGCCGUCCUGGCUUGUGUCUCUCGCCGCUGGUGACACUGCUCCUUUUGACCUGGUCUGCGCUUCGGCCUCCGUUCCUCGGCGGCUCGGUCGUUGGGUUCGCCUGCUACUUUUGCUUGCUGGCGAUGUCGAGCGGAACCCUGGCCCUCGACAUGCCGGCGGCCCCCGUGGCAGCCUCGACUUGCAGUCCGGUUUUGCGGCUUCCACUCGGCAGAAGAUGGCUAAGGCCUUGCAAGCUUUCGUUGUGUGGCUUGAGGGGGUUUACGGCCUAACUUUGGCCGCUGUCACUGGCUCCGCUUCGACCGCUGCCCUCGCUUUGCGUGCCUUUGGUCUUCACCUUUACUCCGGUGGCUACCCUCGUUACCUCCUCGUGUACGCGAUCACAUCGAUCCAAGACCAAUAUCCCGAAUUCCGGUCCCACCUGUCUCCGGCCUGGCACGUCGACCGAAAGUGGCAACUGGCCGAGCCAGGGGAAUGCCGCCCCGUCAUUUCUCAGCCCAUCCUUCAGGCUGCCGUUGCCUUAGCAAUCUGCUGGGGAUGGUUUGACUGGGCCGCCAUCACUUGUGUCGGCUUUCUCUGCAUGCUUCACCCCUCGGAGAUGAUCCCACUUCUUCGUCAGGAUCUCGUCUUCCCUGCGGACGCUUUAUCUCCGGACCCUGUUGCCUAUGUCCACAUUCGCAACCCUAAGACUCAGCGCUUCGCGCGUCGCCAACACUCCCGCUUGGAAGACCCUUCCGUCCUAGCGCUUCUCCAUGCGCUGUACUUUGAUUUCCCUUUGUCCGCUCGGCUCUUUCGGGGAUCAAUGCACGUGUACCGACGGCAGUGGAACGCCAUCAUGGCGAGGCUCGGAGUGCCUCACCAACUUGCCCAGCGAGGAGCUACUCCCGGUGUCCUUAGGGGCUCCGGGGCCACUUUUCUCUACCUUGAGACAGAGGACCUUCCUCUUGUGGCUUGGCGGGGAAGAUGGAGCAAGACGAAGACUGUCGAGUUCUACCUUCAGGAAGUAGCAGCCCAGCUGUUGCUACACAGGUUGCCCUCGUGGUCGCGCGAGCGCAUUCGCACUCUCGCCUCCUUCUCGCGAUGCCUCAUUGAUCAUGUCAUCGCUUCUUGUGGCAAUCGCCAAGUAUGCUAG